This is a messenger RNA of Arachis ipaensis, 2061 nucleotides long. NCBI's taxonomy places the organism in Eukaryota, Viridiplantae, Streptophyta, Magnoliopsida, Fabales, Fabaceae. The record is from RefSeq and is a predicted model, not a curated record.
AUGGCGGUGGCUGAUAACACUCGAAUGAAAGGGAUGGAAGCAGAUAUUAAGCGAUUGUUCCAGAUGAUUGAGACGGUCUCCGAGGAGAACAGAACGGAGCGAGCUCGAGCUUCCGAGGCAGCAGAUCUCAAGCUAAAUGCGAUCCAGUCCUCUCUUGCUCAGCUUCUCAACGAGCGUCCUCACGAUCGCUCCCCUUCCGGUGAUUCCCGGCAUGGUUCGAACUCAGGCUACGAUCCUUUCACACGCAAUGGUCCUCAUCUUCGAAGGGUGAACUUUGAUCUGCCUAAGUUUAAUGGUUCCGACGCCCUUGGUUGGAUUUUUUCUCUCGAUCAGUAUUUUGAGUUCUUUCGGGUCCCAGAGGAGGAACAACUUGCAAUUGCUGCAAUUCAUAUGACAGGUAUGGUCAUUCCGUGGUACCAAAUGUCGCAACGCUCUGCUCCUUUUCGAUCAUGGGCACAGUUGAAACGCGAGAUUGAACUUGAGUUUGGCCCUUCGUUGUUUGAAUCCCCACAAGAAUUGUUGUUUAAGUUACAACAACAAGGGUCGGUGGGAGAUUAUUAUGCAGAAUUUGUUGCCUUAGCCAAUCGCACCAAUCUUGAACCGCAUGAGGCCUUGCGAGAUUGCUUCGUGAGUGGUCUUCGGCUUGAUAUUCGCCGAGAGGUGAAGGCACAAUGCCCUCCAUCGCUAAUGCGGGCCGUCACACUCGCUCGGCUCUAUGAAGACAAAUUUGCCACCGUCCCUCGCACUACCUACGGCCCCAACAAUUUCAGUGCUCAGCAAGCUUCCCAAAACCCCAGCACUCCACAGCGGCCCACUAGCCGCAAUAGCCUUCCUCCACUCUUACCCACACCUAACCAGCGACCUUCCACCAGCAAUUCCAAGAACUUUGUCAAGCGACUUUCCCCUGCCAAAAUUCAGAUUCGUCGAGAAAAGGGCCUUUGCUUUUGGUGCGAUGAAAAAUUUUCGGCAUCGCAUAAAUGUGCUAACAAACACUUGAUGUUGCUACAAUUGGCGGGAGAAGAUGACCCUGCAUUAGACGACCUUGGAGAGCUUGUGCAAUCUGAGAGUGCCAUUUUAGAGCAAUUAGAGCAGGACGUCGUAGCACAUCAUCUUUCAUACAAUGCCAUGCAUGGCACUAAAGGACCUUCCACCAUUCGACUCAAAGCUAUGCUAAACGGGUUGGAGGUGCAAGUUCUUAUCGAUGGGGGUAGUUCAGACAGCUUCAUUCAACCAAGGAUUGCAAAGUUUUUAAACCUGCCAGUUGAACCUUGCCUUGGGUUCAAGGUUGUUGUAGGGGACUUCGAUGUUCUCACAGUGGAGGGAUGCAUUUCCAAGAUCGAUAUUCAUGUACAAGGCUGCAAAAUAACAAUUCCUGAGGUGUAUGUCCUUCAUGUAGCAGGUGGUGAUAUGGUAAUUGGCACUACUUGGCUCGAAACCCUCAAGACCCACAUUGUUGAUUAUGACAGUUCUUUUCUGCGCUUUCUGCAUCAAGGUAAAUUUGUCACUAUUCGUGGUGACAAGACCUUAGCUCCAGCACAAGCACAAUUUCACCAUAUUAGAAGACUUGCUCAGACUGAUUCUAUAGCCGAAGCCUUCACUCUUCAAGUCCACAAAGCCGACAACAAGUCUAUCAACUCUUUAGAGCUGCCUGAGAACAUGGACCCUGCCCUGAUGUUAUUGCUUCAUAAAUAUGCGACGGUGUUUGAUCAACCAGUUGGCCUACCUCCGCAGCGAGCUCAAGAUCACAGCAUUCCUCUCAUCCAAGGAGCGGAACCUGUGAAAGUUAGGCCGUAUAGAGUCCCGCAUAGCCAGAAAGAACAGAUUGAAGUCAUGGUCCAGCAGAUGCUUCAUGAAGGUAUUAUCCAACCUAGUAAUAGCCCAUUUUCCUCCCCUAUUCUGUUAGUUAAGAAGAAAGAUGGGACUUGGCGUUUUUGCACCGAUUAUAGAGCCUUGAACAAAAUUACAGUAAAGGAUAGUUUUCCGAUCCCGACAGUUGAGGAACUACUCGAUGAACUAUUUGGUGCAACUUUUUUUUCGAAAUUGGACCUUCGAUCCGGUUAA